GUGCCUAGUAAGGAGCACGCAAGUCCCCCCCCUUCCAAACCAAGCGUGGAGGCGGGAAACGCCGCUACUGCUCUUACGGCUGCUAACGCCUUUGCCUGGAAGGCACGCUUUGCAUCACAAGCGAAAGGUGUGCGUGUAUGCAUGUACGCGCCAGCGAGCGAGCGAGUGUGCGUGAGGCGGCUGAAGCAGGAAGAGGGACGCUGCGGGAGCGAGCGGGCGAGGGAGGAGGGUUCCUCCAGAAUCUAGCAUGCAUGGCUGGGGACUCCGUCAAGAUGCAGCCCCUGUGCGACAGGGCCGACUCCCUCCUCAUCAGUAACAGCUCUGCUGGCGCCAGAGACCGGGAGCAGCAAGUGCAGCUGCGACAGAAGCUGAGAGAGUUGCCGGCGCUGCUCCGAAGCGGACUCACGCUGCGGAGGAAGAGCUCAGUUGCUGGGGCCCGGAUAACGAGAAGAAUUUCCAAUCCGUAUCUGGACAAUUCUCCAGGCAAGAUUUAUGGAGAGGGUGCUUCGUGCGCUGGGAGAGCUCUCAGAAAUGUUUUAAUUCUACAAGCUUCUGAUCUGAUGAAAGACAGAAUGUCUCUAAUGGGACUUUGCAGGAGAAGCUGCAUUGGAUCAGAACUUGUAGACUGGCUUUUAAAGCACUGUCCUUUCAUAAAGAGCAGAUCUAUAGCAGCUGGUAUCUGGCAGCUUCUGUUGAAUAUGAGAAUUGUAUUAUCAGUGGAUAAACAGAUUUAUUUUCAAGACAAAUAUGCUUUCUACCAAUUCUCAGCUGAUGAGUGUACAUAUCUCUUCUGUGAAUAUGAAGGAGAUGAUGGAUGGAAAAAUGGCGUGAAACUUUUACUGCAGCUAGUGCCUGUUAUUCCUCCAAGGAUUAAUACAUGUAAUCUGAGCAACAGAAAAAUAGAAGACACAACUGAGACCAAUGCUGAAAUUCUUGCUCGCCUCACCUCUGUGGUGCAGAGAGAAUUGGCUGCUGUUCUUGCUAUGAAGGCAAGAAAAUCAGCAAUGAGUCAGAAUGGUGAAAACAGCACUGAUGAAGAAGCAGCAGCUCAAGAAGAUCUGAAGGAUAUCUAUGAUGCACAGGCAGGAGUUAUGUGCAAACUUCAAGAACGAGAUGAUAUUGGGCGUCUUGAACUUGUCCAGAAACUAGCAAGAGAAAACUGUCAUCUUCUACAUGCAGAUAAAAAAGAGCAAGAGAAGACAGAUCAGCUGGAUGAUGAAGUGACUACUAUUCAAGUGAAGGAAGUGGACCAAGAUGUGCUGGUGCUUAGGAAAGUGUCGUCACAUAGCCCAGCCCCCACAUCAGGGAGUGCCGAGAGUGAUUGGAGAUAUGUGGUGGUAUCCGGGACACCAGAAAAGAUUUUGGAGCAUCUCCUGAAUGACUUGCAACUGGAAGAAGUACAAGACAAAGAGACAGAAACUCUCCUGGAUGACUUCCUUCUCACAUACACAGUUUUCAUGACAACAGAUGAUUUGUGUCAAGCUCUGCUCAGGCAUUAUUGUGCUAAAAACCAUCAAGGCAAGGAAGAAAUUCUAGAUGUUUCCUGCAGAAAACGAAAAGUAUUACAUUUGGUGUCCCAGUGGACUUCACUUUACAAAAACUGGUUACAUGAGGAUGAGCAUUUAAAGCAAUUUCUAAAGACAAUAUAUAGGAAUGUAUUGGAUGAUGUGUAUGAAUAUCCUCUACUUGAGAAAGACCUGAAAGAAUUUCAAAAAUUACUUGGAAUGCAUCGUCGUCACACUGUAGAUGAAUAUUCACCUCACAGAAAGCAUAAAGCCAUUUUACAUCAGUUCAGUCUUAAGGAGAACUGGCUCCAGAAUAGAGGAACUGUGAAUGAAAUGGAGGAAGUUUUUUGUCGUGUGUAUAUAACAGAACAUUCUUAUGUCAGUGUAAAAACUAAAGUAUCCACUUCAGCCCAGGAGAUCUUGAAAAUUGUAGCAGAAAAGCUCCAACAUUCACAAGAAGACUUGGCUCUGGUGGCUCUUUCAUUCUCUGGGGAAAAGCAUGAAUUGCAACCAAAUGACCCGGCAGUCCCCAAAUCCCUUGAGACCUCUACUCGUAUGUUUGUAUUUCGAAAGGAUUUGACUGAUACUCUGAACCCUUUUGCUGAAAAUGAGGAAACCCAGCAACGGUCAGUGAGAAUUCUGGGAAUUAACACUUGGGACCUUGCUUUGGAAUUAACAAAUUUUGACUGGAGUCUUUUCAACUUGGUUCAUGAGCAAGAGCUGAUAUACUUCACCUUCAGCAGAAAGAGCAGCGGGGAAAACACUGUGAAUCUUAGUCUUCUACUUCAAAGAUGCAAUGAAGUUCAACUCUGGGUUGCCACAGAAAUACUUCUCUGCAACCAGCUCUGUAAACGUGUACAGUUAGUGAAAAAGUUCAUUAAGAUUGCUGCUCACUGUAAAGCCCAAAGAAAUCUGAAUUCAUUCUUUGCCAUUGUUAUGGGUCUCAACACUGCUUCUGUCAGCCGACUUUCUCAGACCUGGGAGAGAAUACCUGGAAAGUUUAAGAAGCUCUUCACUGAACUUGAAAGUUUGACAGACCCUUCCCUGAACCACAAAGCCUACAGAGAUGCAUUCAAGAAAAUGAAGUCACCGAAAAUCCCCUUCAUGCCUUUACUCCUUAAAGAUGUAACAUUUAUACAUGAAGGAAAUAAAACCUUUCUGGAUAACCUUGUUAACUUUGAAAAACUGCACAUGAUUGCAGACACAGUCCGGUCAUUGAGGCACUGCAGGCAGAACCAGUUUGGAAAUGAAGUGCCCCCAAAAGAGCAUCCAGAGCUGAAGUCCUAUGUCCAUCACCUGCACAUCAUUGAUAACCAGCAGAUGUUGUUUGAGCUUUCUCAUAGGAUAGAGCCUCGUGUGUGAGUUUGUGCAGAUUCACAUACCUACAGCACUUUCAAUUAAGUGAAUGUUUAUGCCAAGCAUGUUGCUUCCCUAGGAGAGAGGCAAAUACUGAGUUUUAUCAGUAGCUGAUGCCAUAACAUACGCAGCCAUCUCAUGCAAAGCAAGAAGAGGAGGUGUUCACAGCAGCCUUCCAGGAUGAGAGAAAUGCCAUAUCCAUUCAACUAUGGAACAGGAAACAGAGGAAACAGCAUUCUUCAUAUUCAAAAACUUGAUUUCUUUGAAAAUAAAUUUUGGUCCAGAGAAUUUUUCAAUUCAGAUUUUGUCAGUGUUGAAGUGAAAAAAAGAAAAUAUAUUGUAUCACUAUGAAGGAAUCUUUUAGCAAGCAGUAAGGUGUGAGAAAGGCACUCAUAAUUUGUCACACAGGGAUGUGCCUCGCUAAUCGUCAGCUGCCAAAAGCGUUGUUUCUUGCCAAAAAGAAAAAAGAGAAAGGGAGAAGUACUGAGCAAGCUUUCCUGGAAUACAUAGCAACCAUUGCUGCAUAAGCAUAAAGAAAGACAACUUUACAGGACAGUAUACAAACAGAAUUCAAACAAAUUGUAAAAUUGAACAAGCAGCAGGCGAAGCUUCAUUUUAGCCCCCUUACACUUCAGAAUGUGUUCUAUAGCAUAAAGCAAAAUUUCACAUUAUUAAUAGUUUAUGGUAACAACAAGUGCAGUACUUCCACACUGGAGUGAGCAGUAGAGUGCACAGUGCUUUGGAUGUUUCUCUUGGUUAACAUUUUUUAAAUUUUAGAACCACCUCUGUUUUCUGUUCCUUUUCUAGUUCUUCUAAUCUAGAUCAAGUUCAAGAACUGACAUGCUCACAGCUUAUUACAAAAGAAGGCAGUGUGCUUUACUCCUUGAUUUCUGUGUCAUAAGAUAGGUAUAAUGUUCCCUCUAAGCAGUGGUUAAAUAGAUAUGGAAGAAUCUGUGAGAGGAUAACUGCAGUUUACAACCAGCAGCUUCCAAUAUGGAGAAAGACCACAAUCACUCUGAGGUUUAAUGUCACAAAAGCAAAAACAUCAUACCUUGGUACUGGAGGAAUGUUCUGGAAUGUUGGCCAAGGGUGUGUGUAUACCGCCAGUGAAAAUUUUGCUAAUUAAAACUAUUUGCCAGAAGAAA
Molecule: messenger RNA, 4006 nt
Organism: Rhineura floridana
Lineage: Eukaryota; Metazoa; Chordata; Lepidosauria; Squamata; Rhineuridae
Gene: RAPGEF5
Product: Rap guanine nucleotide exchange factor 5
Exons: 26
Coding region: 138-2867 (909 amino acids)
Biological process (GO): Ras protein signal transduction; positive regulation of GTPase activity
Cellular component (GO): plasma membrane
Molecular function (GO): guanyl-nucleotide exchange factor activity
Source: RefSeq, a predicted model, not a curated record